AUGAUUAAUAUAAUAAAAAGAUUAAAAAAUCUCGAACUACUUGAUGAAGCUAUUGCCGACGAAGAUGGCUCCUGGGGCAGUACACCGGAAGGAUGGGAAAUACAUCUUGAAAUAUUAAUAGCAGGUGGCGCAAUCGAAGAGGACCUUUCAUUGUAUGAUAUAAUUUACUACUCAUGCCCAUAUGUUAAACUCGAUGGUUCUAUUUGCAAUAAUAAUUGUAGACGAAUAGAGGGAUGUUAUGAACAUUGGAAUAGAAAAAAUAAAGGGCCUGAUAAUAAUUAA
Molecule: messenger RNA, 282 nt
Organism: Entrophospora sp. SA101
Lineage: Eukaryota; Fungi; Glomeromycota; Glomeromycetes; Entrophosporales; Entrophosporaceae
Source: the annotation of a GenBank genome assembly